AUGCCGAGCGCCGUGAGCUCAGAGGAGGAACAGGAGCUGCUGGGGCGCCACGGCGCACUGCUCACCGGCCUGGCCGAGGUCCUCGGGCAGGACGCCCGCACCGAGGGCGCCGCGGCCGCGGCGUCGCCGUCACGGUGGGUCGGCACAGCCAGGGGCCGCGAGGAGGAGGAGGUCCCAGCGGUCGUCGCCUGCGAUGCGGGGGCCGGUGCGAGGCCCUGUACAGCAAGUGGCAUCCGCCUCGGCCUGGCUGGGAGCUCGGGCGCGAGGAGCACCGCGGAGCUCACCGAGCACGCCCUGAGCGAGCGCGGGCUGGACGCGAGCGCGUCCCCCUGGAUGGAGCCGAGGCCCAGAUCAGGCGGCGGCGAGGUCAGCCAGGUGAGGGCGACGGCAGAGAUCACCCAUCACGCCUUGCGAGACCGCGGGUUAAACUCGGCUCUCUUCAGGAUCGGCACGCAGGUUCGCAAAUCGGAGUUUUCCGGUGCAGAUACCAACAGCAUCUCCCGAUCGAAGGUUGCUGUGGUGCAGCGC
Messenger RNA from Prorocentrum cordatum, 528 nucleotides. The record is from the annotation of a GenBank genome assembly. Lineage: Eukaryota; Dinophyceae; Prorocentrales; Prorocentraceae.